Molecule: messenger RNA, 1098 nt
Organism: Pleurotus ostreatus (oyster mushroom)
Lineage: Eukaryota; Fungi; Basidiomycota; Agaricomycetes; Agaricales; Pleurotaceae
Exons: 11
Coding region: 1-1098 (365 amino acids)
Biological process (GO): cytoskeleton-dependent cytokinesis
Cellular component (GO): cell division site; cytosol; septin ring
Molecular function (GO): GTPase activity; GTP binding; molecular adaptor activity
Source: RefSeq, a predicted model, not a curated record
AUGAUUCCACGCCGACGAGGAAACAAAGCCAAGAAGGGUGUCCAGUUCACCGUCAUGGUUGUUGGUGCUUCAGGCACUGGCCGUACCACUUUCGUGAACACCCUCUGCGAGUCUGAGGUCUUGCCCCACAAAAUCUGCGACAACCCGGAGACGGCUCAGGUUGAGGAGGGCAUCAGGAUCAAGCCUGUGAACAUUGAGCUUGAGGAAGACGGUGUGCGCAUCGCAUUGACUAUUGUCGAUACCCCGGGUUUUGGCGACAACAUUGACAAUGAAUUCGCCUUCCAAGAAAUAGUUGGCUACUUGGAACGCCAAUACGACGACAUUCUCGCGGAAGAGUCCCGCAUCAAGCGUAACCCUCGCUUCCGCGACAACAGGGUACACGCGCUCCUGUACUUUAUCCCCCCUACCGGCCACUCCUUGAGAGAAAUGGACAUCGAGUUGAUGCGCCGCCUGUCGCCCAGAGUCAACGUCAUUCCCGUCAUUGGUAAGGCGGAUUCUUUGACUCCAAGUGAGCUUAAGGGCUUCAAGAAGAGGAUCAUGGAAGACAUUGAACAUUACGAUAUCCCUGUCUACAACUUCCCGUAUGACGUCGAGGAAGAUGACGAAGAGACAAUCCAGGACAACAGCGAGCUUCGCGCACUCUUGCCCUUCGCCAUCAUUGGCUCUGAGGAGGAAGUUGAGAUUGACGGCCAACUCGUUCGUGCAAGAAUAUACCCUUGGGGGAUUGCAGAGGUCGACAACCCAAAGCACUCAGACUUUAGCCGCCUACGAAGUGCUUUGCUCGGCUCUCACCUAGGCGACUUGAAAUCGCUCAUUCAUGAUGUGCUUUACGAAACCUACCGUACUGAGAAGCUCUCAAGGACCGUCCACGCCGACUCACACGACUCUUCCAUUCAUCCCGAAGAGCUUGCUAGCCAGAGCGUGCGACUCAAGGAAGAGCAACUACGUCGUGAAGAAGAGAAGCUCCGCGAAAUCGAAUUGAAGGUGCAACGUGAGAUCAACGAGAAGAGACAAGAGCUGUUGGCGAAGGAAGAAUCCCUCAGGAACCUGGAGAGUCGCCUUGCUGCCCAAGGGUCGCAGUCGGAAUUCCGCGACUAG